This is a messenger RNA of Eruca vesicaria subsp. sativa (arugula), 1075 nucleotides long. NCBI's taxonomy places the organism in Eukaryota, Viridiplantae, Streptophyta, Magnoliopsida, Brassicales, Brassicaceae. The record is from the annotation of a GenBank genome assembly.
AAAAAAAAAAAAAAUGAGGCAUAAUUGCUGCCAUGUAUCGUUCGCUUCAACACUGAAGAUCCUCAAUUUUGUUCAGGCUUUCUUCGGUGUUUCCAUCAUCAUCUACUCCAUAUGGAUCCUCGAUCAAUACCACCGUCACGUUCCCGUCGACCCUCCGACCUCCAGCUCCGGUCUCGAUAUUCCUAGGGUUUCUGAGUCUCCCUUUAAGAGUCAUGCUGGCCUCAUGGCGAGCGUCGUUCUUCUAGGGUCUAGUGAUGGUGAUCAUGGGUUUAACCUCCGUUCCUUGGACCUUCCUGCUCCAUGGUUCAUCUACUCUUUUAUGGCGGUUGGUGUUUUAGUCUGCAUUGUUACCAUCAUUGGUUUCAUUGCAGCUGAAGCUAUCAAUGGAUGUUGCUUGUGUUUCUACUCUAUUCUCAAAACUCUGCUCAUUCUACUUGAAGCUGCCCUUGUUGCAUUCAUCGCUAUUGAUCGUCACUGGGAAAAGGAUCUUCCGUAUGAUCCAACUGGAGAGCUUAAUAGUCUUCGAGCUUUCAUUGAGGAAAACAUCGAUAUAUGCAAAUGGGUCGGGGUUGCUGUGGUAGUGGUCCAGCUACUGUCACUGCUACUAGCCAUGGUUCUCAGAGCUAUGGUUUCACCUAAGAGUUCCGAGCUUGACGAUGAGGAAGAUUAUGAGAACCCGAGGAGUAGAGCUAGGGACCCACUUCUUGGUUCUCAACCAAACCAAGCCUCUGCUGGACCAAGCAAGAGUGAAAACUGGAGCUCUCGAAUCAGAGAAAAGUAUGGACUGAACCAGAGUCAGGCAGUGAACCCCAAAGGCUGAUGAAGUCAAAUAAACAUGAUUCUGAAACUGCAUCAUAUGGUCCCUGUGAAGCUUAUCUACGUUUUGUUCUCUGAACAUUCUCUGAGUGUGCAUGUAAAUUUAACUCGAAACACUGUCGUAUUGUGUGUUACACCAACCGCAUAAUCAUAUCUAUCUGUGUGUUUGCCUGUAGAAUCAAUCCCCUCUAAACUAUCAUACCCGGUGGGAAGUUUUAACCAAUCUUCUGUUGUUUUAGAAUCCGUUUAUCAUAAUAAG